AUGGUUAAUGAACAAUUAGUGACAAAUAUACCUUUACCAAAUGCAGACGAUCCAGAUUUGUUAGAUCCGAAUAGUGAUCCAGAGCAUCCUAAAGUGAUUGUAUUUGAAGAAGUAAAGGCUGCCAGUGAACUUAUAAAAGAUGGAAUAAUUUAUACACCGUGUAAAAAGUCUCAGCUGUCAUUGGAAUACAAUAUGGAUAUUUACUUUAAAAAGGAAUUUCUUCAAGUAACUGGGAGCUUUAAAGAAAGAGGAGCUCGCAAUGCACUACUUCAGUUGACGUCAGAAGAAGCUAAACGUGGUGUAAUUGCAUGUAGUGCUGGUAACCAUGCACUUGGUUUGGCAUAUCAUGGAAGUUUGUUGAAAAUACCAAUUACUAUUAUUAUGCCUGUAAACUCAAGUUUGAUGAAACAAGAACGUUGUAAGAAGUAUGGUGGACUCGUUUUACUGAAAGGUAAUAGUGUUUUUGAAAGUAAACUGUAUGCUUCAAAAAUAGCAAAGUUAAACAACUUAUUUUUAAUCAAUGGUUAUGAUCAUCCACAUAUUUUAUCUGGACAAGGUACCAUUGGUGUAGAAAUCUUAGAACAAGUUCCUGAUGUGGAUGCUAUUAUUGUACCAGUUGGUGGAGGUGGUUUAUUAGCUGGACUUUGUGUGGCAGUUAAAUCUAUUCGACCAGAAGUUAUGAUAGUUGGUGUAGAAUCUAAUCGUUGUCCUGGUUUUCAUGAAGCUAUGUUCGCUGGUAAACCAGUUUACACAGAAAAUCGUCAAUCAUCUGCAGAUGGCUUAGCUGUUUCUGUGGUUGGUGUGAAUUCCUUUGAAACAGCUCAUAAAUUAGUUGAUAAAGUGGUAACUAUUGAUGAAACAUAUAUCUAUCGUGCAGUUGUUCGUUUAUUAGAAUUUGAGAAAUCUGUUGUAGAAUGUUCUGGGGCUACUUCAUUAGCUUUAAUUAUGGCAAAUGUUUUGCCUGAAUUAAUCGGAAAAAAAGUUGUAUGCAUUCUAAGUGGAGGAAAUAUUGACAUCUCAUCACUAAGCCGUGUUAUUGACAAAGGAUUAGCACUUGAAGGUCGUCUCUGUCGAUUCAUAGUUGUUUUAAAUGAUCGACCUGAAAGUAUUUCAGAACUAUGUCUAAUUUUGAACGACAUCGGAGCUAACAUAAAAGACAUUAGUCACGAACGUAUUUGGUCAACAUCAGGUAUACUUCAAGUUCAAGUGAAAUGUACUUGUGAAAUACAGAAUGCUUCACGUAGAAUUGAUUUAGAGCAUGCAUUGAAAACAAAAUAUAAACAUGUUAUUUGGGCUGAGAAUGAUUUAAUGAUAACAUAUUAG
Molecule: messenger RNA, 1323 nt
Organism: Schistosoma bovis
Lineage: Eukaryota; Metazoa; Platyhelminthes; Trematoda; Strigeidida; Schistosomatidae
Source: the annotation of a GenBank genome assembly